CAUGUAGCUAACUGUUGUUAGCUUCUCACUACUGUUGGUCACAGGAACAGAAUUAAGAGUCGACGACAAAGCAAAGUCGGAGGAUGGUUUUGAAUCUGUGUCAGCCGCACUUUUACACAACAGUUCACUGCAACAAGCUUUGUGCAGACGGCUAUGAUGUCUCAAACCUUGUGUCAGCUGACCCCGCUCUCCAGAGGCGGGGCUUCAAGCUGGAGUACUUUCUACGUCCACCUGUGCAGGUGACCCUGAAGUUUGGCUUCCAGGUGGAGCUAUGCAGGGUGGAUGUGGAGCUGUGGCCCUGGGGCAUGGACCGAGGACAGGCCAGCAAGAGACUGGAGAUCAGCACCAGCUCUGAUCCGCUAUCUUCUCACAAAUUUAAUCAAGGACACAAACGGGUUCAGCAAAGGAACAAAAUUCACAUGCAGGUUAAGCACCAAAACAAACUGAACAAUAACAACCAAGAGUGCGAGGGUAAAUCCUAUCCUAAUCAUAGUUAUGGCCACCCGUGGACUGUUCAGGCCCAACAGAGGGGGGAGGAGGCUGUGGGUGGGUAUUCAAACAAGCAUCAGACGGCCAAAGAUCAGGCUCAAGCAAACGCUGACUCCCACCAACCUGAGGCCGAGUUUAAACUGGUGGGUCGAUGUGAACUUAGCGACUUAACCCGAGUCUGUUUUUCCCAGUCUAGUUUUCGCCCCCAGCCCCUGUUCCCCUCCCCACCCCCGUCACAGCCCGCAAACUGUCGACAGGAGGAGCUUUGGAGCAGGGGUCCGUUUUCGUUGGGCGCCGUGACGCAGCUUCGAGUGACCCUGGCGUUUGGCGGCUCCGCCUCAGCGCUGGGGUUCAAGGCUCUGUCUGUGUGGGGACAACCUGCUCGCUGCUGCCCUCCACAGGAAGUGGAGAGGAUCAAAACGGUCCACGAGGCCAGUGAGAGACGACUGCCGCAGCCUGGGUUUUUUACCUCCUCUGUCAGACCAACCAGUCAACCACAGCAAGCAGCCACAACUCUGAGUAAUUCCAUCCCAGAAGAGUUCCUUGAUCCUUUAACCCAGGAGGUGAUGGAGCUGCCGAUGCUGCUGCCCAGCGGCGUGUCGGUGGACAACACCACUCUGGAGGAGUGCCAGAAGAGAGAAGCCACUUGGGGUCGAGCCCCGAAUGACCCCUUCACCGGGGUCCCGUUCACCUCAAACUCCCAGCCUCUUCCCAACCCCCAGCUGAAGCUACGCAUCGACCACUUCAUCCUGCAGAGAGGGGGGGUGAGGAGGGACGGGAUGUUGGGGAGACAAGGGGAAAGAAAGAAUCCACAAGCCUCGAGACUAAUAUCCUCCAGAGAAGAAGGACCAUCCCACAUUGCCCCAUUUCUCAGUAAGAGCUCAAUAAUCAGCACUGUCAGAAGCUCAAAGAGAACUAUUCAGGAGGAAGAUGCUGGAUUAGGACAAUCAUCAGAUAAUGGAAAUCAUACAACUUCCUCUCAGCCUCUUGUUACAGAAAAUAAAUCAGAGUGGGAUCAAAAAAAGAAACGUUAUCUGAUUUAUGGAAGAGAUUCAGCAGAAGAUGAGAAGCAACUACAACCUCAAACAAAAAGACCAAGACAUGAUGCACUUACAGUCCCAGCCUGCAGCUCCCAUGAGCAGCGUCUGUCUGCCAGCCUGGACGAGGCCCUCUUCUCCGCCCUGCAGGGCCGACCGUCCUUCACCUCAAACUUGUCCCAGCAAAGACGGGACACUCGUGACAGUGAAGCACUGAACACCGCGCAGCUGAGACUGGGUUCAGACGUUCCAAGCGUCUGCCCAGGUAGGAUAAGUAAAGAUCGACUCGGUGAGAAGACGUGCUCCGCUUGUUCCUCUUCAGUCUCCGUUUACUCCACAUCUGCGUCUUCCAUCUACCGUCUGACCUGCGGCCAUUUGCUGUGCCGCCCCUGCCUGCAGAGGCGACCACACACUCCAAACGCCGUCUCUACAGUAACAUCCAAUCACGUCCUGUGUCCCACCUGCCAGAGCGGUACCCCACGCGGUGACAUCAUACGUGUGCACCACUGAGAGCGGGGGGGAAGCUGUGCCUUAAAAAGCCUGUGAGGAAACCGGGAUUGUUCUCAAGGUGAAGGAGGAAUUGUUGAUGGUGUGUUUUCCGACCGUGUUGAACUCGCGGUGAAGGAGAAACAUCCCCAUGAAUACACUGUUUAUUGGGUUUGACACUUCCACCGUUCCCUUCUUUGACGUACAGUAUAUCGCCAGGCGCCACUGUCGGUUCGAUCCUGUACAUCUGUCCUAACAACCUUUUAAAUCACGUCUUUCAUUGUUAUGGAUCAUGUUGUGUUACAUAUCAUCCGUCUUCAUACAUGAAGGAGAGCAUUGAAUUGUGUUGCUUAGGCCUUUCCUUGGACGAGUGGCGUCACAAAACCAGAUUACACAGACCAAACAAGGUUUUAAUGUCCACAGCUGAAAAAAGAACAUCUCUGAAAGCAAAGACCUUUACAUUGUGUAAAAAAAAUAAAAUAAAGAACUAACUUGACAAAGGACUUCUCCUCCACCUCCUCUCCAUCGCCGCCUCAGCCGUCUCCAUUGAACACUGAAGUUUUAUUGCAGCCUUGGUCCUGCAGCCUGUGUUCGGGUCCCUGGAUGUGUGUAUGAUGAGUUGAGGAUUCACAAAGAAAAGGCUGAGGGACAGAAGCACAGAGAGCAAGAGGCCAGAGGAAUGAAUGCGGGGAAACGAGGCGACUCAAGGCUGAGUGCUCAUUGUGCAGAAACAGCCGGGGUCACGCUCAGCGGAUCAGCUGACCACCUGAUGCCACGUUAGCCCUGUCCUCAUCUCAGUCCCGUCCCCUCGUUCCUCAUACGUCAGUGACAGCAAGUAGAGACACAAUCCCUAAUAAGGACGUCUCGGAACGGAUCAUCUUGUUCUUUCUUAUAUGCUGACAUGAAUUUCCACAAUGGCAAAGCUGCGGUGUAAGGAAAUAAAUGUUUACACGUUGUUUACCUCCCUAAUGA
This is a messenger RNA of Platichthys flesus (European flounder), 2984 nucleotides long. RefSeq names its product U-box domain containing 5 (gene ubox5). Bases 84 to 2036 code for a protein of 650 amino acids. The record is from RefSeq and is a predicted model, not a curated record. Gene Ontology annotation, cellular component: nucleus. NCBI's taxonomy places the organism in Eukaryota, Metazoa, Chordata, Actinopteri, Pleuronectiformes, Pleuronectidae. The transcript has 7 exons. Gene Ontology annotation, biological process: protein polyubiquitination. Gene Ontology annotation, molecular function: ubiquitin-ubiquitin ligase activity; ubiquitin protein ligase binding.